Messenger RNA from Branchiostoma belcheri (Belcher's lancelet), 999 nucleotides. RefSeq lists its product as uncharacterized. The coding region runs from base 1 to 999 and encodes 332 amino acids. Lineage: Eukaryota; Metazoa; Chordata; Leptocardii; Amphioxiformes; Branchiostomatidae. The transcript has a single exon. The record is from RefSeq and is a predicted model, not a curated record.
AUGGAAGAAGAAACGGACGGAUCGCCAGUAGAAGAUGGCAUCAGCCAUGUUCUGUCCAUCGGCUCAACAUCUCGCGAUCUGCAGACGGCAUAUCUCAUCAUCAGCCUGGUGUUGUCUGUGGGAUGCGGCCUGCUGCUCAUCUUCUUGGUUUGGAAGAAAGAGUAUCUGCAAAAGCCCAGCCACUUCCUACGGUGUAACCUGGCGGUAGACGACAUCAUCUUCACCGGCUGCCUGAUUCCCGUCCGAAUCAACGCACUGUGGGUGUUCCAGACCAAGGCAUUCAAAGUCAUGGUACCGCAUGCUAUCGUUUUGACCGCAUCCUUAAUCACUACCCUUUUCCGCGUAGCCACGCUACGAGCUGUCAUCAGUGAGGAACAGAUGUCCCAACGCGCCCUGAUCAUCGCUGCACGCGUGGCCCUCCUCCUGUACCUGACGCUAUCAUCCAUGGCCAACCCCGUCAUCUACAGCCUCCGGCUGCCAGAGUUCCGCCGAGCCUGCAGGGAGCUGUGCGGAUGGCGGACUAACGCUAACCCACCGGCGGUACCGGCACGGCGUCAUCGUCAGGACGAAGUGGAGAUGGCCACCGUCACCGGUCCCAGGCGCGGUGCGCCGGCCUCAGAAUUGGCUCCAGCUCAAACCUCUUCAGAGGGAACGAUCAUCCAGCCGACGGCGGAGUUCAUACCUUCCGACCAAGCACGAAAGCAGACCACACAAGCAUUCCUGGACCAGCGCCUCGAACAGGGUACCGUGGCCGAGAGCGCUUCAGGCCGACCGUCGCGGCUAACAGUGACGGCAGAGGUACACGCUGAGCCAACACCGCAUCACAAAGAGGAGGACAUGACCGUAACGCUUCCCGGUCAACUACAGACGGAUGCCGAGACAACAGACGUCCCUACACUAUAUUUGGACACCGAGAUCGACGAGGCAACAUCAGGAGGCACUUUGAACCGGCCAGCUGUGCGUACGAAGUUGGCAUGGGGAGAGGAUACAAUCCAGUGA